CAGUAACAACAACAGUAACAACAACAGCAGCAGCUGGACCACUAGCCCCGACGGACGCCGCCGACGCCACUAGAGACUCCAUUUUGAAGGCAUCACGCCAACCGGAAAAAUCGUCCCGCCUUGGCCCUCUGUGGAUCAUUCUCGUCAGGAGGGGGCGUGUCGGCACGCCAUUCCGUUCCCAGUCCCCCGUUCCAGACGGUUGUUUUUUGUUGUGGGAUCUCUUGGGACAGAUUGCGUGAUUUGAGCACGCAACACUCAAAAUGUCGGAUAGCGAAACCCCGAAGGCCACUCAGGCCGGCGAAUCCGCACCCACUGAGGCCGCCGAGGUCAACGAGGCCGCCAAUGCCGUAGCACCCGUGCCUGUGCGUCAAUCCGCCCGAUCCGCUGCUAAAGCCAAGGCCAAACUGGUCGAGAUUGCCUCGGAUUGGGCCGACAAUGACGAAGAAGAGCGGGUAGUGACGGCUCAAACCACCGAGGCCGCAGACGUAGAGGUCGAGAGCCCAUCGCCAGUGGAUUCAGAAGCUCAAGAUCACGAUUCCAAGACACCCAAGAUUAAUGGGAAAAAAGGCGAGGAAGAAGGCUCCGAAAAGGCUGAUGCCUCCCAGUCGGAUGGAACGGAAGAAAGUUCAGCCUCAGGCCCAAAAGCCCCAGAAGAAUGCGGGACCUCGAAACACAACGGUCAGCUCGAAGUGGUUCCACCCAGUCCGGUCAAAACACCCGCUUCAGCCUCGCCAGGAAAAUCGAACAAGAAAUCGAAGAAGGAAAGCUUUAAGUGGAACACGCCGGCCGACGAGUUUGCCGACGACGUCGGAUCGGAUGAAGAAGGAGAUUAUUACGACGAUCCCGAUAAUAGCACGGACAUUGUCAUUCAUUUGGGCCAAGAUGCGGACAAGUACGAACUGGAGAAGAAAUUUCAAAUCAAAAGCGAAAACCCGGAAGACAUUAAGCGUUUUGUGGAGCACUACAAGGCCUCGCUUAAGGUCAAAGAACAGCGAAAUACCUCGAAGAAACCCGAGAGUAAGCAAAAGUACGAAUGUCCCAAAUGCAACAAAGUGUGGAAUUGGCCUUGGGAAUUACGUCGCCAUGUUCUCACUCACUACAAAGAGAAAGAGCGUCAACAAACCACAAACUACCGCUGCGAAGAAUGCGGCCGAGGCUUUCAAUGGAAGCGGGAUUUGGCCCAACAUCGACGCUUGCACACGGGCGAUAAACUCUUGGUAUGCUCGGUAUGCGAAAAGAAGUUCACAACCCGUCAAGCGUUGCUUCAUCACGUGGUGGUCCAUACCGGAGAAAAGCCCUUUCAAUGCGCACUUUGCGGUAAUAGGUUUACCCAGCCAGCCAAUUUGCGGACUCACAUGAAGAAGAAACACGGGGGAGGCGGGAUUGACGCCAACAAGUGCCCUCAUUGCCAAGAACAAUUUCAGAGUAUUAUUUCCGUUCAUCAACACAUCCUCGAAGACCAUCAGAACAUCGUGGCCGAGGACCGAGAAGAGCAACAAAUGGAAAAGUUGAAGAGGGAACAAGAAAAGGCGGAGAAGCUCCGACAGAAAGAAGAGCGCAGGAAGCUGCGAGCUGAACGGAAGAAAGAAAAGAUCGACUUUAACGACUUCCGAUCAAGGGGAUUGCAAGAGUGGGAAAUCAAUUACGAAUUUUACAUUGGCGAGGGGCUCGUGCGAGGAGUAGACUGGGAUCGGACGCCAAGCAACGGCGAAUUGGCGUGCGAGAUUUGUGACCGUAAAUUUGGUUGGCGUUAUGAGGUCAUGUUCCACAACCUUUGUCACAUGGUGGACGAAUUUGGCAAUACCAAGAAUCGCUUAUGUCCCGAAUGCGAUACCUCGUUCAAGGUGCCCAUCGGGUUAAAGCAUCAUCUCUUGUUGCACACGGGUGAGCUGCCUUUCCUCUGUCUGCAUUGUUGGCGUUCCUUUUCAUCGCACAUCGACUUGAAGCUCCAUAUCAGGAAAGAACAUCUCUUCCAUUUGGAGCCGGAAAAGAAAGAAAUCCCAUCCAGUCGGAAGAUGAAGAUCAAGGCCGAACCGAAACGCCUCACCACUAUCAAGGGACAAAAGCUGGAGGUCGACCCCUCGGGAGAUGAGCAAGAGACCAUGGAGUUGGUAAUGGACAAUCAGAUGGACGAAUCAAGCGAAGGCCAAACCAUCUUGUUGGGCAGUGACGGCACCAUUAUGCACACGGGAGAUCAAGACAUGAUAGUUGUCAUUCAAUCGGAAGACUUCGAUCAAAACAAUGGCUUAAUCGUGGUAGACCCAAGCCAACUCCAGCAAGUCAUGGGAAGCGACGGGAUGCCUGUCACAGUUUUACAAACUCAAGAUGGCAUGAUUUUCGGGCAAGAUGGUAGUAAAGUAAUGGUAUCCGAGGCGGGCACUUCGAUGGCCUUGCAGAUGAGCAAUGACGGUGAAGUCAAUUCACCCAGUACUAGUAACACCACAACUUAUGCCGUUCAAGGAGCGGAUGGAAAGUUCUUUUUGCCGGAUGGAACUCAAGUGGAGGCCGCUAAUAUAUCCAUCAAGGGCGAGGAUGAAGGUCAACAAAUUGUCGUAUCUCAAACCAAUGACUCUGGCUCUGGAGAGGAAGAAACAACUCAUAUCAUCGUCUCGGAUGCCGCUCCUACGACGGAGGCCGAAUCUGCUGCCGACGAAAGCAUCGCGGAAGACAGCAUGGUCAGUGAAGCGGUCAGCCAAAUGGAUGAAGCGUCUCAGGGGGAAGCCGAAUCUACAACUACGAUGGUAGUGGUUGAGGAGGAAGAGGAUCAGGCGCAGACUACCGCUUGAGUAUUAAGAACCUUCUCGCGAACUGAACAGUAUCCUGUCCUCACGCACGCACGCUCCAGUCUGUUGAAAUCGUCACCUUGCUCAUCCGUGCGUACCCAAGAUAAAGAACAGAUUCCAGGUGGCUAUUCCGUUCUUGUCCUUCUUAUUUGUCCCAAGAAAAGUUCACAUUGGUAUGACGGAUCAUUUUUGUGAAUAUGUUACAUCGAUACCUGUUGAAUCAGUUACCGAUGAAUGAAUGAAUCAUGUCCCUUAUCUCUCUUA
Messenger RNA from Tigriopus californicus, 3047 nucleotides. RefSeq names its product zinc finger protein 236-like. NCBI's taxonomy places the organism in Eukaryota, Metazoa, Arthropoda, Copepoda, Harpacticoida, Harpacticidae. Gene Ontology annotation, cellular component: nucleus. The coding region runs from base 261 to 2786 and encodes 841 amino acids. The record is from RefSeq and is a predicted model, not a curated record. The transcript is spliced from 3 exons.